CAGUACUCUCUUGACUCCGUCAUGACUCUGGGUUAACUAGCUGUACACUGAGUACCCUCACAGCCUGCUCACCAUGGUGGCACGUUUCUCCACUUAGCUAUGAACAAUUAAAGUAAAGAGCGACUUAGAAAUACUUUGCGGGUGACUAUGGACGCACAUAUAUCAUCAAACCACUCAAUAACAGAGCGGUAAUAACACCAGUGUGUUCACCAGCUGUUGAAGUUAGCUUGGAAGCUAAUGUCAACACAGAUUAGCUAACUAGCAAACUGUGCUGUGGAUGUCACCUGUAGUUAGACUUACUAAACACAACCAGCUGAACAACAGGAGCUACCACAGGAGCUGUCACCAUGAGGAUCUUAAGGUUUCUGAGGAGCAGCGUGUCCAUAGGGAAGGACAUUGACUAUUACUCCAAGUUUUCACCCUCUCCUCUGUCAAUGAAGCAGUUUCUGGAUUUUGGCUCAGAAAAUGCAUGUGAGAAAACGUCCUUCGCCUUCCUCAGACAGGAGUUACCUGUGAGGUUGGCGAACAUCAUGAAAGAGAUCAACUUGUUGCCAGACAACUUACUGAGGACUCCAUCGGUGCGGUUGGUCCAGGGCUGGUACGUGCAAAGUCUUGAGGAGAUUCUCGAGUUCAAAGAUAAAAAUGCAGAUGAUGAGAAAAUCACAUAUGAUUUCACAGAUGCAGUGAUAAAGAUCAGAAAUCGGCACAAUGACGUCAUUCCCACCAUGGCUCAGGGAGUUGUGGAGUACAAGGAGACCUACGGCACGGACCCGGUCGUCAGCCAAAACGUUCAGUAUUUUCUAGAUCGUUUCUACAUGAGCAGGAUAUCCAUCAGGAUGCUGCUCAACCAGCACACUCUCCUCUUCGGUGGGAAGGUGAAGGUGAACCCAGCUCAUCCCAAACAGAUCGGUAGUAUUGAUCCAAACUGUCGGGUCAGCGACGUCAUCAGAGACGCCUACGAAAAUGCACGAAACCUUUGUGACCGGUACUACAUGAGCUCUCCUGAGCUGGUGCUGGAGGAAUUCAACGUCCAACACAGCACUGUGGUCUAUGUCCCGUCUCAUUUGUAUCAUAUGGUGUUUGAACUUUUUAAGAACGCCAUGCGGGCCACCAUGGAGUUAUACGGCGAUGCCAUGGAUUAUCCUCCUGUCCAUGCACAGGUCGCUCUGGGAACUGAAGAUCUGACGGUUAAGGUGAGUGAUCGCGGAGGAGGCGUGCCGCUGCGCAAGAUCGACAGGUUGUUUACCUACACGUACUCCACAGCUCCUCGACCCAGCAUGGACGGGGCCCGCGCUGCUCCUCUGGCUGGUUACGGGUAUGGACUGCCCAUCUCCCGACUCUACGCCCGCUACUUUCAAGGGGACCUGAAGCUGUACUCUCUGGAGGGUUAUGGAACUGAUGCUGUUAUCUACAUUCGGGCCCUCUCCACAGAGUCCAUCGAGAGGCUCCCCGUGUACAACAAGUCGGUGUGGAAACACUACAAGACGAUCCACGAGGCCGACGACUGGUGCAUCCCCAGCAAAGAGCCAAAGGACAUGACGACGUUUCGCAGCUUCUAGAUCCAAAUGGCUGCGUUCCCGUGGCAAUGAGUGCAAGAGAGGUAGUUGUGUGUGUGUGUGUGUGUGUGUGUGCGUGUGUGUAUGUGAGAGUGUGUGCGUGUGUGUGCGUGCGUGUGAUGGCAUUUAAUCGGUCCAGAUUUCUUUGUACAGAAAGUUAUCAAAUAACAGAACAAAGAUUUUGUGCCAUUUUCUUCAUAGAGGUCAACAGUUUUGUUAUGAUGACGAUUUCAGAGCUCAGCAGCCCUCAAUUAAAAAACAUUUUUCCUUCUAACUCCUACUGGUACUAUUAAAGGUGCUAAAUUGGAUAUCCAGAGCAUCAGUGUAGAAGCUUUACAUAGCAACUAUUGUCUAUGUAAAGAUAUAGAGGAGUAAUGUCUACCUGAGCAGAGAAUGUAGUCGCUUUCCCUGAUAAUCCUGAUAACAUAUUGGCCAUGUAACAUGACCUACACUUUUUCAUUAAGGAUGGUUAUUAACCCAUUUGUGCCCGUGACUGAAAUGUUCUCUGAGCUUGCCUGAGCACAAAUGUGAAGACAUUUUCAAAAUCGGUCAAACCAUUUGGCUGAAAGUGAGUUUUUCUUAUCAUAAUAUAUCCAGUGUUUGGGCACAUGGGACUACUGUUUUUGCAAUAGACUUGAUUAUAUUUUAGGAAAAGACAGUUGUACCAACAAGGAGUACAAGUAUUUGGUAUCUCUGAAUUCAUAACAAGUUCAAUAUCAGAAAUAUUUCAUAUGGAAACAUUAAAUAAACACAAUGUUAGCAUUUUUCCUAAUUCUUCAAAAAAAUUCGGACUUUGACUAAUAAUAAAACUGUGAUUUUUCAUGCGAUCUAAAAACUUCAAAGUUUUACUGUUAGAUACUUGCCCACAGCAUGUCUGUACCAUAUUUCAAGAGUUUUGACCAACCGGAACAAAUGUUGUGGCAUUUUUCCUGAUCAUACUAAAUAUAGUCUUUGGGCACAAAUGGGUUAAAUAAUUGUGACGAUGUCUGAGCUGACGUAUCUGGUGGACAAACUAUGUAUUUCUGUCCUGUUAUUUAUUAUUUAUCAACCAUAUAUAUCAACAAUAUAUCUGUGAUAAACUAAAAUCAGGCGAUGAAAUGUCAUUUUUUGAUGCUUUGAGAAGAACAAACUAAAUCCCAUCAACUCAAAACCCUCAGCAACAGAAACUAUCCAUGAACUGUGUUUGUAUUGUUCGUUUUGAAGCUCUGCUGGUUUACAACUUUCCGUUAAAUGCUUAGCUGCUUUUAUUUUGCUGAAAGUUGAUCUUGAUCUUGAACUGUUACAGUUCGUCUGUGUCAUGCAGAGUUUGUUCAGCUCUGCUCGUCUCUUCUGCUCCGCGUGAAGUUUGUCAGAAAAGGAAAACGUGUUACACAAUUAGUCGCUGCUUGUUUUUAAAUAUGUCUUAUUGGUUAAUAUGUCUUCAAUAAGGGCAUUUCUUCUUCGGUUGGGUGAUAUAUACAAGCAACGUGGUCAAAAACAGACUGAUUUGCCGUCUGUAAAGGGGAAUUUAGCACUUAUUUUUACUUUAUGUAUUAUAAGGAAACUGAAUAAUUGAUAUUCAACAUAUGUUUUCUUGGGUUUUCAACAUAUUUAGUUUUCUUCUUAAGUUCUCAGUUACUUUGCAAUUAAGGUGCGUAUCUUUUCUCAAGAGUUGCAUCACAUACGGUAUAAGAGCAAGAUAUUAUUUGGGUUGUUGUGGUUGUAUUAUUAAGACUCAUCCUGUCAAAUAAGCUAUAAUCCAUGUUACACUGAAGCAGCUCUUCUGUAUUCAUCUUGUUCAGUGAAAAAUAAAUAUUUCAGACAGACA
This is a messenger RNA of Sebastes umbrosus (honeycomb rockfish), 3363 nucleotides long. It is a transcript of the gene pdk1, whose product is annotated as pyruvate dehydrogenase kinase, isozyme 1. The record is from RefSeq and is a predicted model, not a curated record. Gene Ontology annotation, biological process: regulation of glucose metabolic process; protein phosphorylation. Bases 348 to 1559 code for a protein of 403 amino acids. The transcript has 11 exons. Lineage: Eukaryota; Metazoa; Chordata; Actinopteri; Perciformes; Sebastidae. Gene Ontology annotation, molecular function: pyruvate dehydrogenase (acetyl-transferring) kinase activity. Gene Ontology annotation, cellular component: mitochondrion.